Drosophila melanogaster (fruit fly) is the source of this 1311-nucleotide messenger RNA. RefSeq names its product gustatory receptor 97a (gene Gr97a). Lineage: Eukaryota; Metazoa; Arthropoda; Insecta; Diptera; Drosophilidae. The transcript is spliced from 2 exons. The record is from RefSeq and is marked reviewed. Gene Ontology annotation, biological process: sensory perception of taste. Gene Ontology annotation, cellular component: plasma membrane; membrane. The coding region runs from base 14 to 1291 and encodes 425 amino acids.
CAUCCUCAGUACAAUGCGAUUCCUGCGAAGGCAGACACGUCGACUCCGCUCCAUCUGGCAGCGAAGCCUUCCCGUUCGUUUCCGGCGAGGAAAACUCCAUACCCAACUGGUCACGAUUUGUCUUUACGCGACCGUUUUCCUUAACAUACUUUACGGCGUUUAUCUCGGCCGCUUUUCCUUCAGGCGCAAGAAGUUUGUGUUUUCCAAAGGGCUCACUAUCUAUAGCUUAUUUGUGGCCACGUUCUUUGCGCUGUUUUACAUCUGGAAUAUUUAUAAUGAAAUUUCCACUGGUCAGAUCAAUCUUCGCGAUACAAUUGGAAUAUAUUGUUAUAUGAACGUCUGCGUUUGCCUAUUCAACUAUGUGACCCAAUGGGAAAAAACACUGCAAAUAAUUCGGUUUCAGAAUAGUGUGCCUCUUUUCAAGGUCCUCGAUUCACUGGACAUUUCGGCGAUGAUUGUGUGGCGGGCAUUUAUAUAUGGCUUGCUCAAGAUCGUGUUCUGUCCCCUUAUCACCUAUAUAACGCUGAUUCUAUAUCAUAGACGCUCCAUUUCGGAAAGUCAAUGGACGAGUGUAACGACCACGAAGACCAUGUUGCCACUGAUUGUUUCCAAUCAGAUAAAUAAUUGCUUCUUCGGCGGCCUGGUACUUGCAAAUUUGAUAUUUGCCGCGGUGAAUCGUAAGCUGCACGGCAUUGUCAAGGAGGCCAAUAUGCUGCAGUCACCUGUCCAGAUGAAUCUCCAUAAGCCCUACUACCGGAUGCGUCGCUUCUGCGAGUUAGCCGAUCUUCUGGAUGAGUUGGCUAGGAAAUAUGGCUUCACUGCCAGCCGCUCAAAGAAUUACCUUCGGUUCACGGACUGGUCCAUGGUGCUAUCGAUGCUAAUGAACCUUCUCGGUAUCACCAUGGGAUGCUACAAUCAGUAUCUGGCCAUUGCGGAUCACUACAUCAACGAGGAGCCUUUCGAUCUCUUUCUGGCCAUUGUUCUGGUCGUAUUUCUGGCUGUUCCCUUCCUGGAACUCGUCAUGGUGGCUCGGAUAAGUAACCAAACCCUCGUGGAGACCAGGAGAACUGGAGAACUAUUGCAGCGAUUCGAUCUGCAGCACGCCGAUGCCCGUUUCAAGCAAGUGGUGAAUGCUUUCUGGCUGCAGGUCGUCACCAUCAACUACAAGCUUAUGCCAUUGGGCCUCCUGGAACUGAAUACCUCGCUGGUCAAUAAGGUAUUCUCGUCAGCUAUUGGAAGCCUGCUGAUUCUCAUUCAAAGUGAUUUGACAUUAAGGUUUUCUCUAAAAUAAUGUGGUUUGCAUGACCUUUC